Messenger RNA from Marchantia polymorpha subsp. ruderalis, 558 nucleotides. The record is from the annotation of a GenBank genome assembly. NCBI's taxonomy places the organism in Eukaryota, Viridiplantae, Streptophyta, Marchantiopsida, Marchantiales, Marchantiaceae.
UUCAUAAGCCUAGGUAAUUUCAAAAAAUGAAAGUGGUCUGUGCGAGUACGAUCUGCCAACAGCGCUUUGGUCAGAUCGUGUUUUGGCCAGUAGGCCAAGUUGUAGCAGUAGCAGUAUGUUUAGUCCCUCAUGAAUACAUUUGUACUUUGCCUCCUAUGAAAAAACAUUGUCAGGCUGAAAUGCGACUAUUACAUGACUUGCGCGACUACUUUUCCUCUCAAGUAGAGUCAGGGGAUGUUAAGGAAGAUUUCCAGGUUUUUCCAUAUUCUUUUCUAAUUUAACCCCCGUUAGUUUUGUUUGCGCAUGUCUAAAUGAGAUACCACUUGUUGACCCAAAGUGAACUAAAAAAUAGGGCGACCACUUCAUGCUCCACAGUGAAGUUAAAGGUAUAUAGUCCAGAAGCCAUUUUAUGAACACUUUAAUGUGCAUGAAUGAAGGAAAUCUUGAAGCCAUCAAAUAUUCAGGCCCACAUAAAGAGGCAUUAGUUCUAUGCUUCGUAUAGCUUCUUGACUUGUCGAGAAUAUACUACCUGUAUGAUUUUGUUAAUAUAAAAAACGC